AUGGACACGCAGACGACGGGAGAAUGCAUGGUGUGGCCAGGCCAUCGCAUCUUUUGCGGCUCGAACGCCUUUCCCAUCAUCUUCCCGCUCCUCUCGCCAGUCGAGGCAGAAGAGAUCAUUGCGUCCUUUCACGUCAUGGACCAUCCGGCUGCAUCAGUAACGCGCUUGGAGAUACUCAAGGCGCGGCUUGGGCGGCCCGCCAAGACAGAGUCCAACCUCGACACGUCCACGAAGAUGUGGCAGACCCUCCUCGUCCAUUCUCGCUUCGCCCGCUACACCAGCCCGACCUCGCUUCGCGACGACCUUCUUGGCAUUAUGGCAAAUAUUUACUGGACCUUCCAGCCCAAGGGCAUCUUUCCAGCCGACCUCCCGUGCGAAUUGGACAAGAACGCUGCGGAGACUUUCCACCACCUCCUCUGCCUCAACACGCUCGACGCCCUUCGCGCAGGACGUUCAGUAUAUCCUGAGGCGGACGUUUACCCUUCGGUCACAUUGGCUGAUUGCGAGCAGUGCUUAGCGACACUGUUGUUCCAUACGAAAGAGAAGCGGCGAGAGGUGUUCGGCACCCUGGCAGUUGUAUUGGGGCCACUCAUCUCCUUAUACGAGUACGAGGCGAAGAGGCCUUUGUAA
Molecule: messenger RNA, 630 nt
Organism: Rhodotorula toruloides NP11
Lineage: Eukaryota; Fungi; Basidiomycota; Microbotryomycetes; Sporidiobolales; Sporidiobolaceae
Exons: 3
Coding region: 1-630 (209 amino acids)
Source: RefSeq, a predicted model, not a curated record